AUGGCUGUGGAGAGGAACGUUCAUCCAUUUUUGCAAGAUCGUCAACUUCGUGUAAAACUUGGAGAAAUAAGAUCUAAUUGGAGACAGAUUAAGGUCGGCGUACCUCAAGGAACUAUCCUUGGUCCCCUGUUUUUCCUAGUGAUGAUCAACGACCUCACCACUACCACCACCACACACCAAUUGUAUAAGUACGUGGAUGAUUGCAGUACAUAUGAAGUGGUUUCCCGGCCAGCUUGUAAUUCUACCCUUCAACUAGAUAUUAGUACAAUCUGUGAUUGGAGCAAUACUAACAAUAUGCGGUUGAAUGCCAAGAAAACCAAAGAAUUUCGUGUAUCCUUUUUACAAUCUGAACUUGAAUUUGAUCAUCUGACAAUAAACGGUAGUCCGCUUGAAGUUGUUGAUAGUUUGAAACUCCUGGGUAUCACUCUAAGCAGCGAUCUGUCCUGGAACAUUCACGCUUCAAACAUAUCUGCUAAAGCAAGCAAGCGACUAUAUGCCCUGUUGCAUGUUGAUCUCCUACCACGGGACCUCCUUACGGGAGAUGGAAAUUAGGGAGAACGUUGUUGUUUACGUGUAAUGGGACACGAACAUAUAGAUAUAUAGAUAUAGUGAUAUACACAAAGAAAUGGACUAAUAUAACAUAAAUAAGAACUUUACAUGGUGACAGAAGUGGGAUCCUUGACUCUGGAUAUUUAGUUAGUACAUUUGAGAAGUUUUAAAAAGUAAUUUUACUCAAACGAGCAAUAACCAGUGGCGAUGGCUGAACGAAUAAUUGGGCUAUCGCCUCCGUCUCCGUUCGCGUUCGAAGGAAAUCUUGCUGAAUCGUGGAAGCAAUACAAAAGGCCUUGGACUUUUACCUAACAGCUACGGAAUCGGAUUCAAAAUCUGACAAGGUAAAAACUUCAAUUCUCUUGACGUGUAUAGGCGAAAAAAGGCGCAAAAUUUAUGACACUUUUGAGUUUGAAAAUGCUGGCGACAAAUUGAAACUAAAACCUGUUCUCAAGAAAUUUGAAGAGUAUUGCAAUCCUCGUAGCAACACUACCUUUGAGAGACACAAGUUUUUUACAUACCGCCAGGAAGAAGGACAAACUUUUACUAGCUUUGUGACAGAACUGAAGAAACGCAGUGCAGCUUGUGAAUUCGAUACUUUGAAAGACUCGCUUAUUAAAGACAUGAUCAUUUGUGGUAUCUCUGACAAUGCCCUUUGUGAGAGAAUGUUUCAUGAGCCUAACAUCAAUCUACAAAAAGCAGUCGAGCUUGGUCAAGCCUCCGAGCAAACCAAACUACAUGCUCAGCAACUUACUGAAGACAUGGAAAAGAAGAUCCACAAAGUACACAGGCAAAAGCGAGAGAAGGAAAGGCGAGACAAAAACCGAGAUAGGUUUAAAUCUCAUUCUCCAGAAAGAGAUAAUUUAAUAAAGAACUGCAAAUUUUGUGCAGGUCGACACCAACGUGGAAAAUGCCCGGCGUAUGGUCAAAAGUGCAACAAGUGCCAACGUAGAAAUCACUUUGCCAGGUGCUGUAAACAAACAGUGCAUCAAGUCGAUGACUCUCAAGAUCGUGCCUCCUUUGAAUCCUCUUCAGAAAGUGAUUUUGUUAUCGAAAGCCUCGUAGCAACUGAAUCUGAAGCAGCCUUUGAGGUUCAACAAGCACUUGAAAUUCAUCCUCUCAAUAGCGACACCUCUGCGGGACACUGGUCUGUCACUCUUAAUGCAGGCAGCCAAGACAUUCCCUUCAAAAUCGACACAGGGAACGUGUGAACGUGUUACCCAAGAAACUCUACAACAAGUUAAACCCUCGCCCACGAAUCAAACAAACAUCAACCAAGUUGUCCGCCUACAAUGGGUCUUCCAUCCCUGUACAUGGAAAAUGUAUUGUCCCUAUUCAGUAUAAAGGACAAAAACACCACCUUCUCUUUAUCGUCGUAGCUUCACAGACCACACCCAUCCUAGGUUUGGCCACUUCAGAGCGACUCAAUCUAAUCAAGCGGGUCUACAAAAUAACUGAUACUAACAUUGAGGAAGCUUAUAGCUCCAAUAUAUCUGAAGAGUACGCGGACUGUUUUGGAGAGAUUGCCACACUCAAGUCCACCUAUCACAUGACCUUGAUAGAUGAUGUCCGUCCAGUAGUGGUACCUCCUCGAAAAGUACCGUUUGCUCUUAAAGAUCGACUGAAGAAGGAAUUAGAUCGCAUGGAGAGCAUGGGUAUAAUUGAAAAAGUCGAAAAAUCCACAGACUGGGUCAACGCCUUAGUUCUUGUCGAAAAACCCAACGGAAAGCUUCGCGUUUGCCUAGACCCGCGUCCAUUAAACCAAGCAAUCAAACGCCAACACUACCGUCUGCCUACUACAGAAGAGAUAAUCUCUCAAAUGAGUGGUGCUCGAUUCUUUAGCAAACUCGACACAAGCAACGGGUACUGGCAGAUUGCAGUCGACGACUUCACAUCAGAUCUUCUCACGUUUGGCACAGCGUUUGGCCGAUACAAAUUUAAGCGUAUGCCCUAUGGAAUUCACUCGGCUAGUGAGAUAUUCCAACUCGAAAUAUCCAAGAUCAUCGCUGGCUGCGAUGGUGCUGCCAACUCGCAAGACGAUAUAAUCGUGUGGGGUGAAACAAAAGAAAUUCAUGAUCAACGGCUGAAGAAGGUCCUAGACAAAAUUCGAGAUAGCGGAUUGAAGCUAAACCAUGCAAAGUGUAUUUUUGGUGCAACGGAGCUCACCUUUCUGGGUCACAUCAUGUCCGUAGAUGGAGUGAAGCCAGACCCAAGAAAGAUUGAAGCAAUUACCAAUGUGCCCGUUCCAACAAGCCCUGCCAAACUUCAGCGUUUUCUUGGGAUGGUGAACUAUCUUGGUAAAUUCAUCCCAAACCUAUCAGUCGAAACUGCGCCAUUACGAGCCCUCUUGAAGAAAGGAACCGAGUUCUUAAUGCAGAAACCCCAAAUUGAUGCCUUUGAAAAGCUCAAGCGUCGGAUUUCAUCUGUUCCUGUCCUACAGUUCUACGACCCAAAUCUCCCAACUCGUAUUCGGACAGACUUUAGCUCUAUUGGGUUAGGUGCAAUGCUUGAGCAACGCAUAGAUGACUCCUGGCAUCCCAUUGCAUUUGCCUCCUGA
Molecule: messenger RNA, 3106 nt
Organism: Paramuricea clavata
Lineage: Eukaryota; Metazoa; Cnidaria; Anthozoa; Malacalcyonacea; Plexauridae
Source: the annotation of a GenBank genome assembly